Molecule: messenger RNA, 2194 nt
Organism: Acanthoscelides obtectus
Lineage: Eukaryota; Metazoa; Arthropoda; Insecta; Coleoptera; Chrysomelidae
Source: the annotation of a GenBank genome assembly
AAGGAAGCUACUGACAUUUUACAUUAGUUUGACUGUCAACAUGAUAAUCGAUUUAGACGAAAUCCCACCAAAAGAAGAAGUUGAAAACGUCAGAGUAUUCAUACGAAUUCGUCCCCUAAGAGAAUCAGAGAAGACACUGAACAACAAGAGAUACAUCCACUUGGAAAGGAAUGUCUUACAACUUCUCAAGUCCAACAUAAGCCGAACCUUUCAGUUUUGCAAAGUAUUCGGUGAGGAAAGUACCCAAGUGGAUCUAUACAGAUGCAUCGCAGUACCCAUCGUAGAAAAGGUACUGAAAGGCUACAAUGGUACGAUUUUUGCUUAUGGGCAAUCCGGUACAGGCAAGACACACACCAUGAUCGGUGAUAUUAAAAACUCGGACCAAAAAGGCAUAGUACCCAAUAUAUUUUCACACAUAUUUGCACAGAUCAGUCUGGCAAACCAUGACAUUUCUUAUGCUGUUACCGUAACCUACUUGGAGAUAUACAAUGAAGAUAUCAGGGAUCUGUUAUCUGAUGAUCCGACGAAGAAGCUCAAGGUUCAAGAAAAGCCUGGGGUAGGAGUUUACGUAAAAGAUCUACUAGGCUUUACUGUGAAUUCUCUUGAGACAGUCGAUGAAAUAUUGACCAAAGGUAAUAAAAAUCGCUCAACUGGCGCGACAAAGCUCAAUGAUUCAAGCUCUAGAUCACACGCUAUAUUCACUGUUUCGAUAGAAUCUAAAAACAAGGUCACCAAUAAAACUACAUUCGGAAAACUGAACCUUGUGGACCUAGCGGGAUCUGAAAGGGUAAAUAAAACGCAAGCUACAGGUGAUAGACUUAGAGAAGCUGGAAAAAUCAACAUGUCCUUGUCCAUCUUGGGAAACGUUAUAUCAGCUCUGGUUGAUGGUAAAAGUUCGCACAUACCUUACAGAAACUCCAAGCUGACUAGAUUACUCCAAGACUCUCUUGGCGGUAAUUCUUUGACUGCAAUGGUCGCCAUGAUCAGUCCAAAUAUUUUGGACUACGAAGAAAGCUUAUAUACUCUUAUGUACGCUGAUAGAGUGAAGCAUAUACAGAAUCGAGUACACAUCAAUUCUGAGAAGCAGAGUCUUAUUGACAGCUUAGAAAGCAAGAUUGGUGAAUUGAGACUGCAGCUAGCUGACCUCACUGUAGCUGAGCAGAAGGAAAAGAAGAAAGAAAGGAAAAAAAUGAAUAAUUCUUUAGAGCUUGAGAAUAUAGAACUGGAGAAGAGCAUGCUGGAGAAUAAGAUAUAUAUUAUUCAGAAAAAGAUUUUAGUUGGUGGUGAAAAUCUUAUUGAGAAAGCCCAGCAACAGAUGGAGAUGCUGGAAGAUACAGCGAGAGAGCUAGAGCAUUUGGAUAGCUCCCACCUGUUGCUAGAGGAGAUACUUUACUACAAAGGCAAAGAGAAGACUAUAGUUGAAAGGAAAUAUGCGACUUUACAAGAAGAAGAUAAGGAGUUAGACCAAAGAAUUUCAGAAAGCGAAAAGCUUAUGGUCAAAGCUACUGAAAUACUAGUGAGAAAGGAAUGUGAAUAUCAAAACGAAAUCAGCUCUUUGUUGGCUACAAACAAGGCCUUGGCUAAAGAAAUGGCACUGGUGAACUUCGUGGUGAACAACUAUGUGCCAAAGGAGUUCAUAAAUAAGGUGAAGUCUGGUCUGUUAUGGGAUGAAGACAGUCAAGAGUGGAGAGUUAAAGGUAUUGCGUACUGUGGGAAUAAUAUGAAGAGAAAUGAGAUAAAGCGGAAGAAGGAUGAAAUUAAGAAUUGCGAUAUCGUAUAUUUUAAGUAUGAGCACAAGAAGUCUACGUAAAUAGAAUAGAUGAACUGCCUGAUAUACCAAAAAUUCAUAGCAUGCAUUCCGGUAUUAGUCAAUUCUUGAAGCAAUAUGGUAUAAUAUAAUAGAUGCAUCAAAAUGAACCAGUAUAAUAGGCACUCAGACGGCAAAGAGUAAUAUGAUCAUCCUCGUGACAUUUGUGUUUUCCCUAUUUUUUUGCAGGAUAAAAGAAUAACUACAACGCUAUGGAUUGAUUUUAUUAUAGUGUCAGAGUAUGUCUAAGAAUUUCUUGAAUUAGCUAGAUUUUGGUGUGGGGGUUUUGUAGACCAGUAUGAAUAAAUAGAAUAUAGAUCAGUCUCUCACUUAUUUAUCGGAUACUAAAUACUUUUACACCCCACGUCUACUGGCAAGGAAUUGCUG